GGGCAGGGGGCCAGUGGGGAGCUUCCUCAGGUUGGGCGGACCUGUGGGGAGGAAAUAUCAAUCAACGGACGAGAAGCGAGAGAGAGCGAGAGCGAGAGCGAGAAUGGGAUACGUACUGAGGGUGAGAAUGGCUUCGUUCUUCGCCGGAGCUGCCACGGCGUCGUUCAUCGGCCUCUACAUCCUCCACAACGACUACAAGGUCGCCCACCAAUCCGUCUCCCAUCAGAUGAAAGGACUCCACGAUUCACUGGACAGACGAAUUGCAGCUCUGGAGAAGUUGAAGCAAGCUGAGGCUUCACAACCUACUGAAUUAACCGAGUAGAGUUCUUAUAUGGUGGAAUGUCUCUGCUGGACUUCUUUUUCCGUCCAAUGAACUGUGAUGCCAGUUGCUUUGUAGUCCCAGAAGUUGAGAAGAAUAAUCUCUACUACUCGACCUGUUUUUGUUAUUGUAUUAUCGAGAUCCUUGAUGCCCCUUUACCUCGGAUAACACAAAUAUUUCACAAGGAUAUGUUGGAUUGUCCUUUGUUCAUGAAAUUUCAUUUUCUAAGCUCUUUUAUGCUA
Molecule: messenger RNA, 561 nt
Organism: Punica granatum (pomegranate)
Lineage: Eukaryota; Viridiplantae; Streptophyta; Magnoliopsida; Myrtales; Lythraceae
Source: RefSeq, a predicted model, not a curated record